Molecule: messenger RNA, 2226 nt
Organism: Erpetoichthys calabaricus (reedfish)
Lineage: Eukaryota; Metazoa; Chordata; Cladistia; Polypteriformes; Polypteridae
Gene: arcn1a
Product: archain 1a
Exons: 10
Coding region: 152-1690 (512 amino acids)
Biological process (GO): Golgi localization; endoplasmic reticulum to Golgi vesicle-mediated transport; retrograde vesicle-mediated transport, Golgi to endoplasmic reticulum
Cellular component (GO): COPI vesicle coat; cytosol
Source: RefSeq, a predicted model, not a curated record
AUCACUUCCGGUGGAGACGUGGCUCUGACGGCCAUAUUGGACCUGUGGGGAGUGAAACAGGCAAUCGAAGACACUAAGUGCCAGCAACCAUCACUUAAACAGCGUAGAAACUGAGCAGAGCACCCCGGAGCCUCUGACACACUGAUUAAUCAUGGUGCUGCUGGCAGCGGCGGUCUGCACUAAGGCUGGCAAGGCUAUCGUGUCACGGCAGUUUGUGGAGAUGACCCGUACACGCAUUGAAGGACUUUUGGCUGCCUUCCCCAAGUUGAUGAACACGGGCAAGCAACACACCUUUGUGGAGACAGAAAGCGUACGUUAUGUCUAUCAGCCCCUGGAGAAGCUCUACAUGGUGCUCAUCACUACCAAGAACAGUAACAUUUUAGAAGAUCUUGAGACCUUGCGUCUCUUCUCCAGAGUGAUACCAGAAUAUUGCCGUGUGCUGGAAGAGACAGAAAUAUCGGAUCAUUGUUUUGAUCUCAUUUUUGCCUUUGAUGAGAUUGUUGCACUUGGAUACCGGGAGAAUGUAAAUCUAGCACAGAUCCGCACAUUCACAGAGAUGGAUUCCCAUGAAGAGAAAGUGUUCCGUGCAGUGCGUGAGACACAAGAGCGUGAAGCCAAGGCUGAAAUGCGCCGUAAAGCCAAGGAGCUGCAGCAGGCUAGACGGGAUGCAGAGAGGUCAGGAAAGAAGGCCCCAGGGUUUGGAGGAUUUGGUAACUCUGCAGUAUCCAGCAGCAACAACACCUCAAUCAUUGCAGAUACACUCAUGGAACCAGAGAAGCCCAAAGUAACUCCUGUUCCUGUCAGACCAUCUGGUCCCAGCAAAGCCCUAAAACUUGGAGCCAAGGGGAAGGAAGUAGACAACUUUGUUGACAAGCUGAAAUCCGAAGGUGAGACAAUUAUCCUAUCAGGAUCGGGGAAGAGGCCCUCUGAAGCCGCCAAAGUGCUUUCACCUCCUAUAAACAUGGAAAGCACACACCUGAAGAUAGAGGAGAAAAUUUCACUUACCUGUGGAAGAGAUGGAGGACUACAAAACAUGGAAGUUCAUGGCAUGAUAACACUCCGGGUAUCGGAUGAAAAGAGUGGUCGUAUCCGUGUGCAUGUAGAUAACGGUGACAAGAAGGGUAUCCAGUUGCAGACUCAUCCAAAUGUAGAUAAGAAGCUGUUUACUUCUGAGUCACUCGUCGGUUUAAAGAAUGCAGACAAAUCCUUCCCUCUUAACAGUGAUGUGGGUGUACUCAAAUGGAGGCUACAGACCACCGAUGAGUCUCUCAUACCCCUUACCAUAAACUGCUGGCCAUCUGAAAGUGGUAGUAGUACCUGUGAUGUCAACAUAGAGUAUGAGCUACAGGAGGAGAAUUUGGAACUUAACGAUGUGGUCAUCAGUAUCCCAGUGCCGUCUGGUGUUGGUGCUCCUGUCAUUGGUGACUUGGAUGGCGAAUAUCGGCAUGACAGCCGACGAAACAUUCUCGAGUGGUGUCUGCCUGUCAUUGAUGCAAAAAAUAAGUCCGGCAGUUUAGAAUUUAGCAUUGCUGGCCAGCCCAGUGAUUUUUUUCCUGUCCACGUCUCCUUUGUGUCCAAGCGCAACUUCUGUGAUAUACAGGUCUCCAAAGUGACUCUUGUCGACUCAAAUGAUGCAGUGAAAUUUUCUACAGAGACUUCAUUUAUGGUGGAGAAAUAUGAAAUACUGUAAACACAAAGAGACCAAAAAUUUGAAAAAAAAAGAAAAGAAAAAAAUGAAGCAGCUGACUAUCUCUGUCUCGGUGGACACAUUUGUAAGCAGCCAGUACUGGACUGGACCAGGGACCUCCUGGUGUGGUAUUUUUUUUUUCCCCCCCUUUCGGGAGAGCUUUGGUUUCACGGAAGUGGAUGAGACCCUCAUGGAUUGCUGAGUGCUGCUUUUGUUGAGUGGGAGGAGACAUGGCCCUCAGCAAUUCAGAGGCCCUUCUUCUGUCUGAUGCCUCCUCCCAGUGGCUCCUGCCAGGAGGACAAGACCGAGUCUGAGGAGUUAGUGUUCUUCCCCCAUAUCCCUUCUUGGCAACCCCCUCGCACCUCUGGUCUGGGUGGCUGCAUGUUUUGACCCCUGGUGAGUUGGGGACAUUUUUAGGAUUUUCUUUUCGUGGGAGAUCAGCUUCCUGUACAAAUUGUUAGAGGAUGACAUGACAUUCCAGUGUAAAGAUGAAUAAAUAAAAGUUCUUUAAGUGAUUAAAGUGUAUUAUAGUAAAAGAA